Messenger RNA from Podarcis lilfordi (Lilford's wall lizard), 8133 nucleotides. Lineage: Eukaryota; Metazoa; Chordata; Lepidosauria; Squamata; Lacertidae. The record is from the annotation of a GenBank genome assembly.
UGGCUCUUCUAACUAGUUGCUCUGCAGCACAGAAAACUUGGAUGUAAGAAGAUACAGCAUCGGCCACAUCUGAGCCGGUGACAUGGGAAAGUGGCAGGAAAUGACCAAGGAGGUAAACGAGGGGGGGGGGAAUGGUAUUACCUCUGUGUGAGAGAGAUUUUGAAAUAUCUUGUUUUGUGUGAGUUUGGUGGUUACAGCCUGGAAAGGAUUUGAGAUGUCCUCUAGAGAAAAAGAACUUCUAGAACAGGCAUAGGCAAACUCGGCCCUCCAGAUAUUUUGGGACUACAACUCCCAUCAUCCCUGACCACUGGUCCUGUUAGCUAGGGAUGAUGGGAGUUGUAGUCCCAAAAACAUCUGGAGGGCUGAGUUUGCCUAUGCCUGUUCUAGAAACUGUGUUACACUGAUGCUGACAAAGUCUCCUUUAAGAUGGGGAUGGCAAACCCCGGGCCCCCCAGAUGUGGAUGGACACUUAUCAUCUCUGACUGUUGGCUAUGCUGGCCGGAGCUGAUGAGAGUCAAACAACAUCCAGAAUGCUACUCAUUAGCCACCCUUGCAUGGAGGACUAGCAGAUAUAUUGCUUUUGUACAUCAGAUAUAUGGAAAUGGAAAUGAUAUACACAAGGGGAAAUGUGGGAGGAAGAACUGUUGGGCAACGUUCAAAAGAUACAUUAUCCUGAAAGCAGAGAUAUGUCUAAAUCGAACAGCUGCAUUUCUCAGGGUGGUCUCAGCAAUACCCAAAUCUUUGCAGGGUUGUGUUCAAUAUGCACAACAUCAAUGGGAACUUUUACCCCUAAGGUUUCUUCCUAGCUGUGCAGGGUGGGGUUGAAUCAUUUGGUAAGUUCUCCCCUGUCCCCAUGCACUGCCUUCCUGACAGGGAUCCCUGCUCCAUGAGAGCCAGUGUGGUGUAGUGGUUAAGAGCGGUAGACUCAUAAUCUGGUGAACCGGGUUCGUGUCUCCGCUCCUCCACAUGCAGCUGCUGGGUGACCUUGGGCCAGUCACACUUCUCUGAAGUCUCUCAGCCCCACUCACCUCACAGAGUGUUUGUUUGUUGUGGGGGAGGAAGGGAAAGGAGAAUGUUAGCUGCUUUGAGACUCCUUUGGGUAGUGAUAAAGGGGGAUAUAAAAUCCAAACUCUUCUUCUUCUUCCUUUUUUUAAAAAUAUUUUUUUAUUGGAAAAUUUAUUUACAACAUAACACAACCCCCCCCCCAACACAGAAAUCCACCCCCUUCAGACACAAACAUAACAAACAACAAGCAUAAUUUACAACAAUACAAACAACCAAACAAAAGACUUCCUUUAUCCUGUUUCUGGCAUCCUUAUUUACUUCUUAUAAGCUGUUUCCUUUAUAAAUAAUUAUUAAGAUUUUCCUAAUUAUAACUUAAAUAUCCACAAAGUCUCCUGCAGACAUUAAUCAAAACAAGUCCAGGUAUGAAUUUUAGGGCACUGUUUUGUGAAAUAUUCUCUGCAUUUUCCCCAUGCUUGUCUAGUAUGAUCUCUAAUUGCCUCUGUUAAUCUAGCCAGUUCCAUAUACUCUUAACAGUUUGUCUUGCCAUUCCAUUUUUGUUGGCACAAUUUCUUUUUUCCAGUUUUUAGCAAUUAGGAUCCUUGCCACUCCUGUAGCAUAGAGGAAUAUUUUCUGAUCUUCUCUUGCUAUACCUGCGUCUGUUAUCCCUAGUAGAAAAGCUUCUGCAUUUUUUAUAAAGUUAUACUUAAUCAUUUUUUUAAGCUCGUCAUAUACUAUGUUCCAGAAGCUUUUGAUUUUUUCACAGGUCCACCAAACACGUAUAAGUGUCCCCUCUGUUUUACCACACCUCCAACACAGAUUUGUUUUUGUCUUAUACAUUUUAGCUAUUUUGGUAGGUGUUAAGUACCAUCUAUAAAACAUCUUGAUUAGAUUUUCCCUCAUUACUUCACAGGCUGUAAAUUUCCAGUUCUUUCUCCAUAAUUCUUCCCAUGCUGUUAAGUCAAUGGUUUUCCCAAUAUCUAAAGCCCACUUGAUCAUUACCUCCUUGACCUAUUCGUCUUUGACCUCCCACUCCAAUAAUGUAUCAUACAUUUUUGAUAUUACCUUAGUUUUGUUUUGUAAUAACACUUUUUCUAAUAAUGAAGGUUCGUUUGAGAAACCUUCUUCUUCUUCCAUGCCGUGCCUGAUAUUAAGUAAGAAAUGCAUAGCUGCAUGCUACUUAGCAAUGCUUCGUUUGGCACCCAAUCUGCCUGUGUUUCUACUCAGUGCCCUAGUCACCUUACUCUGAGUGAAAAGAGGGCCACUGUGGCUGUGCAAGGUGCCUUGCUUCCUCUCUCUGCAGGAGCUGGAGAAGCAGUACUCACCUAGCAGGUGGUCUCCAUGGCUGGACGCGGAUGCUGUGAUUGAGGCUCACGUACAGGCAGUGAGCGAAGGUAAAGGGUCCCUGGGCAGUCCACUACCUGGCAAUAAGUGGGAUGGGAGCGGGCAGAAGGUAGAUCACCAAGGGGCCACUAACUUCCAACAGACCUCCCAGUGCCUGCUGGUUGUUGGCAUUCUUGCAAAGAGCGCUAGCGUUGGUGGACCUGGUUCUGAUCCAGCAAAAAGGGCAUGGCUAUCCUUAAGCAAGACUGCAUACCCAGGGUCACUGAACAUGGAUCAGUUAUGCUUUAGCAGUUAAGCAACCCUGAGGAUGCACUCUGGCCGCAGAAGUUCUAGUGGGCCAGCUCACCUCCAGUGCAGGAGAGGGCAAAAUCUCACAGGAGGUUCUGAAAAGGGAUUGGAAAUAAGGCUCUCCUUUGGAACUUGCGAGGAAGGUUUCUUCCCCUUGGGACUGUAUUGUUGUUGUUUAGUCGUUUCGUCGUGUCCGACUCUUCGUGACCCCAUGGACCAGAGCCCGCAGUUUGGUCAAACUCAUGCAGAACUUCAAGAACACUGUCCAACCAUCUUGUCCUCCGUCGUCCCCUUCUCCUUGUGCCCUCCAUCUUUCCCAACAUCAGGGUCUUUUCCAGGGAGUCUUCUCUUCUCAUGAGGUGGCCAAAGUAUUGGAGCUUCAGCUUCAGGAUCUGUCCUUCCAGUGAGCACUCAGGGCUGAUUUCAUUCAGAAUGGGACUGUAUAGCAGUGGCAAAGCCUACCUCAGUUUUCCAGGUGGUUAGCAGGAUGCCAUGAAGUUUUGAACAAGGAAGGAACCAACAAUCUGAAAACUCCUCUGGAGUGUGGGAGGGCAGCCCAGAUACGGCCAGGCAAGCUGCAGACUCCCAUCUCUCUGUGCCUUCCUCUGCUCUGCAGGUACCCGCCGUGCCCAGAUUGGCACCCAGACUCUGCUGAAUGUGCCCUACGGGUUGGGCGAGGGAGAGAAGCUUGAUGUGUAUCUUCCUAAGGAACACACUGAAAGUAAGAAUACAUGAGCAGCAUGGGAAUGAUCGGGAAACUGGGAUAUUGGUGAAGUGCUAGUUGUGGCGAAGAGCCAACGUAAGAAAGCGAGGGGUGGUACCUUAGUGGGAGUUUGUGCUAAGUGAUGGUCUUUGCUGCCUGAUUCUUUCUCCCGUUUCCCUUUUCAGCCUUCCCCCUGGUCCUCUAUAUCCAUGGCGGCUACUGGCAAUUCCUGAGGUGAGUUGUGCUGGAGGUUGCCUAAGCCCUGGUCCUUUGAUUGCAGGACCCCAAUGGGAUGAUGUCCCACCUAGCGGAACCAUCAGGGACUGCUGUUCUCUUUCUCCUCCUCUAGCAAAGAUGCUUCAGGCUUUGCUGCGGGGCCCCUAGCGACCCACGGCGUUGCCUUGGCUGCAGUUGGCUACGAUGUGGCUCCCAAAGGUACGCAACUCUGGUGCAAACCGUUUUCCCGUUCUGCUCUCCUUGGCAUCUCAUGUCUAACCUGGAUAUUGUGGUUUGUGCUCAGGCCAGCUGGAGGUGAUGGUCAGGCAGGUCCGACGCAGCGUGGCCUUCGCAGUUCAGCAGUACACAGGGAUCAGGUAGGAGGUGCAGACAGGGUGAAAACACAGAGCACCUUGGGGAAAAGAGACGAUGGGGCCCGUCAUACCCUGCUGAAGCCCUACAGGGUUGAUGGAGGCCCUGGAUAGCUUUCCUCUGGCAAUUCUACUCCGUCCGACACCAUCAGAACCUCUCACCUGCUCAUUUCAGCUGUGUCUCAUUUGCCUUUAGCGGUGUUUAUCUGCUUGGACACUCAGCAGGGGCCCACCUGGCAGCCAUGGUGCUCUCUACAGAUUGGGCAGAAUUUGGUGUUGUGCCAAACAUUAAAGGUACUGUCUGGGAGACACUGAUCCCGUUUCCCACCCCCCAGCUCUUUUUACAUCCUUGUUGUUGUUGUUGUUUAGUUGUUUAGUCGUGUCCGACUCUUCGUGACCCCAUGGACCAGAGCACGCCAGGCACUCCUGUCUUCCACUGCCUCCCACAGUUUGGUUAAACUCAUGCUGGUAGCUUUGAGAACACUGUCCAACCAUCUCGUCCUCUGUCGUCCCCUUCUCCUUGUGCCCUCCAUCUUUCCCAACAUCAGGGUCUUUUCCAGGGGAGUCUUCUCUUCUCAUGAGGUGGCCAAAGUAUUGGAGCCUCAGCUUCAGGAUCUGUCCUUCCAGUGAGCACUCAGGGCUGAUUUCCUUCAGAAUGGAUAGGUUUGAUCUUCUUGCAGUCCAUGGGACUCUCAAGAGUCUCCUCCAGCACCAAAAGCAUCAAUUCUUCGGCGAUCAGCCUUCUUUAUGGUCCAGCUCUCACUUCCAUACAUCACUACUGGGAAAACCAUAGCUUUGACUAUACGGACCUUUGUUUUACAUCCUAGCAUUCCCUAUUUCUUUUAUCUGAACUUCAUGAUCCAACUUGCACCAAGCUGGAGCCUCAAUAAGACAUGGACUCUUUUUCCUUCCCAGGAGCCUUUUUGGUGAGUGGCCUCUAUGACUUGGAACCCAUCACGCACACCUAUGUCAAUGAUGUUUUGCACAUGAGCCGGUGAGAGAUGCAUCUUUGAAGAGGAAUUCUCAACCCAUGUAGGGCAAAAAAAUCGGCAGUGAGUGCCUUGGGAGCCCCCUACCCACCAACAUGUUGCCUAAAUUGUUAACAGCCCACGGCAGACCAGUGGGCAGGUUAGCAGCAUCUGUGUCACCCAGCACAGCAGCCCCUCAACUUCCAGCACAAUGCAGUUCAUGAAGGAUCAUGUGAAACAGUUUAGUAAGGUAAAGGUAAAGGUACCCCUGACCGUUAGGUCCAGUCGCGGACGACUCUGGGGUUGCACGCUCAUCUUGUUCUAUAGGCCGAGGGAGCCGGUGUUUUUCUCCGCAGACAGUUUUUCUGGGUCAUGUGGCCAGCAUGACUAAGCCGCUUCUGGUGAACCAGAGCAGCGCACGGAAACGCCGUUCACCUUCCCGCCGAAGCGGUACCUAUUUAUCUACUUGCACUUCGUGCUUUCGAACUGCUAGGUUGGCAGGAGCAGGGACAGAGCAACGGGAGCUCACCCCGUUGCAGGGAUUCGAACCGCCAACCUUCUGAUCGGCAAGCCCUAGGGUCAGUGGUUUAACCCACAGCGCCACCCGCGUGCUUUCAAAAUUGGGCUCUGCCUAGAAAUGCCUGCCUUCUUGGCUUAUCAGCAAGCCAGCCCACUCUGCCUCUCUUUCAUCUCUGUAUGGUCUGUGUGUCUUUCCUCAGGGAGGUGGCCUUACAGAAUAGCCCUUUGAGGUGUGUGCCUAAGUUUGAGGGCAGGAGAAGUUGCCAGGUACUCAUCACUGUGGCACAACACGAUUCUCCUGAGUUCCACAGACAGUCCCAGGAGUACUUUGAGGUGCGUUGGCUGAUGUUCGCCAUGUUGAGUUUCUCUUUAAUAUUUGGUGGAAUAUAAGUGUUUUUUAAAAUAAACAAAUAAUAAAGAUGCAUCCAUGGAAUCAAAUGAUGUGCAUCCACACUCCUACCCAUGUAUUUAAAGAGCCACAAAUGCAUGUGUGAAAGGUGAACGCUACCUAAGACAGGUGAGGGGAAUCUUUGGUCCUCCAGAUGUUGCUGCAACUCCCAUUCCUCCCUGGUCUUUCGUCAUGGCUGGUGGAAGCUGUAGUUCAGCAACAUCUGGAAGGCCAGGGGUUCCCAAUACCUGGCUAAAACAUUUACUUAAUAUUUGUUUCAUACUUCUGGUCUCCCAUCUCCCAUUGCUCUUCAAUAUGAAUCAAUGAGACCACCAACCCCAUUCCUCCCAAGUCUCUGCCAUCUAUCAGAGUAAUGCAUCUAUUAGGGUAAAGGCACUAGCAAGUACUGUGGCGAGGAUAGUUUUGUUAAAAUCCCUAUUGCUUGCCCAUAGGCUUUGCGUGCAGCUGGCUGGAGUGCCUCUUUGCUGGACAUUGGAGACACAGAUCAUUUUGAUGUCAUUGAGAAGCUCUCCCAGGAAGACUAUUUUCUCACACAGGUAAAGGUAAAGGGAUCCCUGGCCAUUAGGUCCAGUCGCAGACAACUCGGGGGUUGAGGCGCUCAUCUUGCUCUACUGGCCGAAGGAGCUGGCGUAUAGCUUUCGGGUCAUGUGGUCAGCAUGACUAGGCCACUUCUGGUGAACCAGAGCAGCGCACGGAAAUGCCAUUUACCUUCCUGCCGGAGUGGUACCUAUUUAUCUACUUGCACUUUGACGUGCUUUUGAACUGCUAGGUUGGCAGGAGCAGGGACCGAGCAACAGGCGCUGGUACAGGGGUGCAAAUGAGCUGCAAUAAAAUGAUGGUGGCUGUCAGUAUAUUUGUCACUUGCCAUGUGUUAGGAGUAAUGCUUCAGGGAGAGCAUGACAUGCGCUGCAUCUCCAGAAUGCUGCAUCAAGGAGGACUGCUAAUUGUAGCUGAAACAAACAGGACUUCUGCAUAUAUCCUUAUAACUGAAUGUAUAAGCUUUGCCAUUGUCAUGUAAUGUCCAAAUCUAGUGUGAAGUCAAAAAUGGAAUGGGCAAUAAGGCCUCCUUCACGCAAAUAUCCAGCAGCAUGGGAGCCACUUCCUUAUAGUGUGAUCUCACAUUACUAUGGAGCUUAGUGUGAAAAUAUUCCAACAAUGUGGCUGAGGCUGAUCACAUGGGACUUCAACAUUAGUUGUGGCGCUGAUCAGGUGGGGGAAAUCUUUGAAUUUAGACACACCCAUGUGUCUGGAAUAUUCACACACUUACCCCAGCAAUGUGGAAUAUACACGUGUCUCUGAAACACAAAGGAGCUAAAUACUAUGGAAUUUGGGAAGUGUGUGGGAUGUAGCUCCUUCUUAGGCCAACUUUAUAAUCACAACACACUCCCGAUGAUGAGUGAGAAGCUUCAGUGUUGAACCAAUUUGUUAUGCAAGGGAAACAUAUUCUUUCUUGAUGUUCCAGGUGAUUUUGAAAAUGAUUUCAAGAGGCUGAUAGGUUGACACAAGAUGGAACUCUCAGCCUGGAGUCCCCAUCUACAGCCAUCGCUGACCUUGCAAACCCACCCAUCCCAAUCCUCCACUCUCUCUGCUGUGCUGUUUUAUUUCACCCUGGGAAUGGACUUCCUGCCAACUGCAAUUUUAUCCAGUUAAGAAAGAACUUCAGAAGACACAAAUCUAUUGAAACGGAACUUUGAAACAUAUUAUUCCUUGUUGCUUUGGAGGCAAUUGACUUCAAAAGAGCACACAGUUCCUUUCGCAUGGACUGCCUGACACAGAGACAGUUCCUGUCCACUCCUGCGAUAAACUCUGUUCCUCCCAGCGUGCUGAGAACUUUAAAGUAACACCAACGCAUAAAUUACAUCUACAUUGUGGCAGUUUAUCACCUUCCCCUAGGAGAUAGUCUGAAUCAGUGAGCACAGGCAAGGCAUAAUUGCUGCAUAAAUCACCACGUCUCUUUAUUCCACAAAGGGCCUGAGCUGAAGAUGGGCAUCUUUCACUAACAGCAGUAACUAAACUUUUAUUCAACCUUCUAAAUCCAUACGAAACUGCCUUAUACAGUCAGAGCAGUGGCACUCUGUGCUUGUGCUAUGGAGGCCCAUGUCUCUACUCCCACGGGCUCAAUGCCGUCUUUGAAUCAGGGACCCUGCAAGCAGGAAGCUGCAGAUUUAGAGCAUAGCCAGACUGGAACAGUUCUAAAAGAAAAUCGUGGGAAUCAUGGCAACAACGGCUAUAACAACUGUGCUGCGACAGCCGGUUAGUUAUGCUUUUGCCUUGGAAUGGGCCAAAGUUAAGAAAUACAUCUCAAGACCUUGC